Photinus pyralis (common eastern firefly) is the source of this 5716-nucleotide messenger RNA. RefSeq lists its product as uncharacterized. The coding region runs from base 637 to 4392 and encodes 1251 amino acids. The record is from RefSeq and is a predicted model, not a curated record. NCBI's taxonomy places the organism in Eukaryota, Metazoa, Arthropoda, Insecta, Coleoptera, Lampyridae. The transcript has 2 exons.
AGGAAGGUUGUUUUUAUAUCUUCGAGAAGCCAUUCGUUUUUACCGAAAGUAACAAGUAAUACAGUCCACUCUAUUUAAGGGCAAAACAUUGCUGUUGACGUGAUAUUCGCAUGCGGCUUCCCCUCAGUGUUCCAAGUAAAAGAUGGAAUGGUAACGUCCCAUCCGUUGAUAAUGAGCUGCACUGUUUGGCGCAAAAACUAAGGAAUGCAGGUAGAUGACAUCAGCUCUAUUCAUGAGAAAUCGCAUACGCACAUAUCGUAAAACUAUCUGGGUGAGUUCCCAAUAUUCCUUAUUCCUAGCUCAAAUCUCAAUUUGUCAAUAAAUUUAAUCAAAUCAUUUUGAUCAACCAAUAAUAAUAUUGACAAGCAACUAGUAAGAGCGCAUACAGGAUUUUUUUAAUUAGGGACCAUUGAUUUUUUAAUGCGUGUAGCGUGUAGGUACAACAAAACAACAAAGCGAGGGUCAUUGACCAGUUAAAUUAAAAAGCAAAAUAUAAUAAUUAAUUAGGUGUUAUUAUCUACCUAAUUAAGGUGUUAAAAGAAGGGCAUUAUUCAUUGUUGUCAUAAAUAUUUUAAUAUUUCAUAUUUGUACUGGGUAUUCAUAAUCAAUCAAAACAAAUUGCAAAUAAAAAAAAAAAUGGAUGUGUCUAAAAAACAACGCGCUAUUAUAAAAGGCAAAUUGACCGUGUUUACGAACUUUAUAAACGAAAUUGAUGCAAAGGUAAAAGCAGGUGAAAUUAUUGAUGAUGUUAGCGCAGCUAAUAUUCAACGGCGUUUACCGCUGAUUGAACCGCUGCUAGAUCAAUUUGAAAUGAAUCUUGGCAACAUUUAUUCCGAAGCAAAUGAAGCCGAGGCGGAAUUGAAGGAAUUGGAAGACUUCCAGCAAAAAUUCUUUGAGGCCACGGCUAAGGCCGAUUGUUUAUUAAGUAAAAUUAUAGAUACUGACAGAGGGCUCUCCUCUCGCGGUUCACCGGCAAAUUCCGUCGCGAAUUCUAUUGCGUCUAGUGCUCGUUCCGUUAAAAAUUCUAUUAAAUUACCGACAAUUAAACUGCCGAAAUUUGACGGGAAAAGCGAAAAUUGGCUUGAAUUUCGGGAUCUCUAUGUAAGUUUAAUAGAGGAAAAUGCGAAUUUAGACGAGGCACAAAAAUUUCAUUACCUGAAGGCAAGUUUAGAAGGCGACGCGGCAAGGGUAAUAGAAUCUAUUAAAUUUAGUACAACAAACUAUACUCUCGCGUGGACCAGACUGCAAGAACGGUAUAACAGUGAAAAGGUGUUGAUUCACAAUCAUGUGAAAUCUUUGUUUAAUUUAGAGUCCAUCCAAAAGGAAUCCUCUAUGAAAAUAAGAAAUUUAUUAGAUUCAGUGUCAAAACAUUUGGCCAACAUAAAGAGUUUAACUUCUUCCGAAACUUUGGGAGAGACUUUAAUCAUAUAUUUAGUCACCUCAAAAUUAGAUUCUAUGACCAUGCGCGAAUGGGAAAAACAUACAAAAAAAAUCGAUAUGCCUAGUUUUAACCACCUCUACGAAUUUUUGAAAGAAAAAUCAGAUUUAUUAGAAACCGUAGAGGCCAAGCAAAAACACAAAAAUCAAGAAACGGUAAAAUCCAGAUCACUAGUAACCAAGCAGGAGUCCUGCGUGGUAUGCAAAAAUUCUCAUGCGAUUUGGUCAUGUGACAGCUUUCUGAAACUCUCUGUAAAGGAUAGGCAGGAAAAGGUUAAAUCUCUUAGAAUAUGUAUCCUCUGUUUAAAAAAGGGUCACUUUAUCAGUAGCUGCCAAUCAAAAUAUCUGUGCAAUAAAUGCCACAAACGGCAUAAUACACUUUUGCAUGAAGAGGUCAAAAUCGCUCCUGAAGAUGAGAACUCACAACUAGUCGCGGCGUUCUCUGCCAACACAGCGCAAGUGUUGUUGCCAACAGCAUCCGUGAAGGUGUUUGGUUCUUGUGGUAAAGUGCGCACAGCUAAAGUCUUAUUAGACUCUGGUUCUCAAUCAUGUUUUAUAACCUCAGAUUUGUGCAAGAAAUUAAAGAUUCAAACAAGCAAAAUUGACAUGACUAUAAUCGGGAUAAGCGAGUCAGAAUCGCCCGUUCAAAUGAAAUGUGAUGUACAAAUUCAAUCGCACUAUAAUAGCUCUGAGCUAAAGUUAUCAUGCCUUGUUAUUGAUAAAAUAACAAGCUCCUUACCAAGCCAUAACAUUAAUUUAUCAAAUAUAAACAUUCCUCAAAACCUUAAGCUGGCUGACCCGGCAUUCCACAAGCCAGGAAAUAUUGAAAUACUUAUUGGCGCUAGUCAUUUUUGGAAUCUGCUCUGUAUAGGUCAAAUAAAUUUGGGACAUAAUCUGCCCACGCUUCAAAAGAGUAAAUUUGGUUGGUUGGUGUCAGGGCCCAUUUCAACUAGUUUUGCUAAGCAAUCGCGCUGCAAUUUCAGUAAAAUUAAUGACGUGCAAAAUCAAUUAAGUAGGUUUUGGGAAAUCGAAAAGGUGUCAGAAACGCGCACAUUGUCAUUAGAAGAAAAGGCUUGCGAAGCGCAUUAUAAACAAACCACGAGAAGAGAAUAUGAUGGCCGUUUUGUGGUAUCCAUUCCUUUAAAGGAAACCGCGGAUAAAUUAGGUGACUCUUUUGAACAAGCAAAAAAGAGGUUUCUUGCAUUAGAGCGAAAACUACAAAAUAACCAAAUUUUAAAGGAUCGUUACCAUAAUUUUAUGUCUGAAUAUGAAAAACUAGGUCAUAUGUCAAUUGCUCAACCCAAACCAAACGAGGCUUCUUUCUAUCUUCCGCAUCACGGAGUUUUGAAAGAGGAAAGUGUAUCCACAAAACUGAGAGUCGUAUUUGACGGCUCAGCAAGCAGUACAUCUGGUUUUUCGUUAAAUGACUUGCAAAUGGUGGGACCUACAAUACAACCAGAUUUAAUAUCAAUUUUGCUAUGGUUUAGAAAGGGACAGUAUGCAAUUUCUGCGGACAUCGAAAAAAUGUACCGCCAAGUGCUAAUUAACCCUGAGCAACGGCAGUUGCAAAUGAUAUUAUGGAGACCAGACCCCACCGAAUCAAUAAAACAAUACAAUCUAAACACAGUGACGUAUGGCACGUCGUCUGCGUCUUUCUUAGCCAUUAGAAGUUUAAUUCAAAUAGGUAUGGAGAACGAAAUUUCGAACCCAGACAUUGCCAAGAUUAUAAAAAAUGAUUUUUACGUCGAUGACUUGUUGACCAGUACAGAUGAUUUAGAAAAGGCUAAAUAUCUUUGUAAUACUCUUCCCAAAAUUCUAGCCACCGGUUGUUUCGCUUUGCGGAAGUGGAUUUCAAACGAACCCGAAGUUCUAAGUGGCAUAAAGCUAAGUGAUAAACACCCGAAUGUUCUCAAUGUUGGUUCAAAUGAAAACAUCAAGACUCUUGGUCUGAUGUGGUCGGGUAAAACAGAUAGUUUAACGUUCAAAAUAUCGCAUUCUCAACAACGUAAGGUCACAAAGAGAAUAAUUCUCUCUGAAACAGCUCAAAUUUUUGACCCUUUGGGACUUUUAGGUGCCUGUACUAUUUCGGCAAAGAUCGUACUUCAAGAUCUUUGGCGCGAAAAAUUAGACUGGGACGAAUCCGUUUCUAAUGCUUUGUUUGAAAGGUGGUCUCGAUUUAGGGAACAAUUGCCUAUAUUAAAUAACUUAAGGGUACCAAGACAUGCCAUUUGUAAAAAUCCAAAAAGAAUAGAAAUGCACGGUUUCUGCGAUGCCUCCACAAAUGCUUAUGGAGCAUGUAUUUACAUACGUUCUAUAGAUCAUAACGAUGAAAUCACGACUAGGUUAUUGUGCGCAAAGGGUAAGGUUGCUCCAAUCAAACCGUUGACCGUGCCAAGACUCGAGCUGUGUGGAGCUGUCAUGUUGACAAUUUUGGGAAAAGUUGUUUAUGAAAACUUAGAUAUAACGUUUGACUCUUGUACUUACUGGUCUGACUCAACGAUUGUAUUGGGUUGGUUAAAGACCUCACCAAGUUUGUUAAAAACAUUUGUUUGUAAUCGAGUCGCCGAAAUUCAGGAGAUUGCUCCAAAUAUUAAAUGGAAGCACAUUUCAACGAAAACAAAUCCAGCAGAUUUGUUAUCCCGCGGGGUGACACCAAAUGAAUUGCUGGAAUCAAACCUAUGGUGGCAUGGUCCAUCGUGGCUAUCUGAAGAUUCAACUGUUUGGCCUAUUUCUAAUGAGAGUACUCCCAGUUUACCAGAAUUUAAAGUAGUGACAAAAACACAUAUUUCAACCUGUUCGUCGUCAUUUGAUUUUGACAAGUACUCCGAUCUUAGUAAGAUGGAGCGGAUUGUGGCAUACUGCCUCAGAUUUAAAAAUAAUAGCCUUAAACCAAGGGAGGAAGGUCUCACUGGACCGUUGCGUGCUGCUGAAAUUAAGGCGCAUUCUUUUGUUUAAUAAAAAUUGCCCAAAAUGUGUCAUUCAGUAAUGAAAUCAAGCAGCUCAAACAAAGCAAACCAAUAAAAUCAACUAUAAUAGUCACAUUCAAAGUUUGACCCCAUUCUUGGACUCUAAGGGUCUAAUACGUGUUGGAGGCCGUCUAAGUAAUUCAAAAUAUAGGUUUGACAAAUGUCAUCCUGUAUUAAUUUGUGGAAAACAUAGACUAGCUAAAUUAAUAUUCGCACGUGAACAUAUACGUUUAGUGCAUGCUAGACCUCAGCAAAUGUUAGCCGCAAUUCGCGAACGUGUUUGGGUCACUGCCGGAAGAAAUAUUGCCAAGCAAAUAGUGCAUCAAUGUGUAAAAUGCUUUCGCGCAGCACCAAAAGAAAUAAAUCCUAUAAUGGCCAAUUUGCCUCUCGCAAGGGUACAGCCCUCAUUUCCUUUUCAAACCACGGGUGUUGAUUAUGCUGGCCCACUACAUAUACGUGAUCGUAAAGGCCGUGGUUUUAAGACCUCAAAGGCUUAUAUUUGUAUUUUUAUUUGUUUCGUCACGAAAGCUGUGCACAUCGAACAUCGAACUAGUAACUAGCUUGUGUACUGAAGCCUUUAUUUUAGCACUCAGACGUUUUAUUGCACGUAGGGGAAAACCCAAUAAUAUAUACUCCGACAAUGGAACUUGCUUUGUUGGUGCGAAGUCAGAACUAAAGGAAUUGCAAAAUUUUCUCAGCGCUAGUAAAAAUAUUACAUCUGACAAAAUGAGCAAUAAGGAAAUUAAUUGGCAUUUCAUACCCCCACGGUCACCCCAUUUUGGCGGGUUGUGGGAGGCUAGUGUGCGCUCUUGCAAGCAUCACUUAAAACGUGUAGCGGGGAAUGAUUCAUUGACGUAUGAAGAAAUGUAUAGUUUAUUGGUUCAAAUUGAGGCAAUCAUGAAUUCUCGACCCAUGUCGCCCAUGCCAUCUGACCCUAAUGAUCUUAACCCCCUUACCCCCGCUCACUUUAUGAUAGGAAGAUCCAUGGUGGCUGCUCCGGAUCCAGACGUUUUGGGCAUUCCAGAGGGUAGACUAUCUCUUUUCCAACGGAUACAACAAUUAAAUCAGCAUUUUUGGAAGCGAUGGAGUAGGGAGUACAUAACUGAACUUCAGCAACGCACAAAAUGGAGAGCACAAGGCAGAAAUUUGGAAAAAGGUGCAAUGGUGUUGGUCAAGGAGGACAAUCUCCCGACGUCAUUGUGGAGGAUCGGCCGAGUAGUUGAAGUAUAUCCAGGACCUGACGGAAUAAAUCGAGUUGCCGUUAUUAAAACAAUCAACGGGAACAUCAAGAGAGGAUUCGCAAAAAUUUGCCC